Messenger RNA from Entelurus aequoreus (snake pipefish), 3270 nucleotides. It is a transcript of the gene tmc6b, whose product is annotated as transmembrane channel-like 6b. The transcript is spliced from 21 exons. The record is from RefSeq and is a predicted model, not a curated record. Lineage: Eukaryota; Metazoa; Chordata; Actinopteri; Syngnathiformes; Syngnathidae. Bases 349 to 2889 code for a protein of 846 amino acids. Gene Ontology annotation, molecular function: mechanosensitive monoatomic ion channel activity. Gene Ontology annotation, cellular component: plasma membrane.
UUUCGCUUUACAUCAUGUCCCAAAAGGUUAGGAGUCAGUGUUUAUCAUUGUUAACUCCAGUGAAUGUCGUCUUGAUAUGGACUGUAACACUAAAUGGUUCGUUGUUUGUUGCAAGUUGGGGAAAGCAAAAUAAAAAAAAACCGGAACAAUACACCCCUCUGAGGACAAUGGUUUCGCCCAUGCUGCGGGACUGUUUUGACUGCCACAACAUGGCGCAGACUGUCGCCGAAUAGAAGACGAUCGAACUGGUAGAGAGUCAGCGCCAUGGUGGGAGUGGACAGGAUCUAUGAUCUGCCGUGUGUGUGAGCACCACAGCAAGGAGCCGACCUGUGGACGUACGGGACAAGAAUGGCUCGGAAUGUCAACUUUGACCUGGGACACCCUCUCAUGGAAGCUGGACUGGAGAGUCCAGUCGAUGAGGAAGGCGUUCAUGACUCAUUCAAUCAGCUGAUAGCAGAGCAGACCAACAACAGAGGCCUGGGAGAAGAAGCCGUUGAGCUCCAGCAGCUUCAGAAAGAACUGGAUGAGGAGAGUCAAGAUAAUGUGGCACACCUGUCUAGCCCUGGACCUGGGUUCAGGCAGAGGAGGAAGCAGGGGGGGGCGCUGGGAUGGGAUGAUGGUGAAAGAGUGAUGGACCCAUCCAAUAGUGAACAAUGGUCUUCAGCCACCUUGAAGAUCCUGUCUUCUAUGCCGAGUCGCACCAUCGGUCGCAGCAGAGGAGCCAUCAUCUCUCAGUACUACAACAGGACCAUGCAACUUCGGAGGCGCAGGCAGAGCAGACCUUCCAUCAAAGACUUCUCACGCUCGGCCAGACCGUGUAUACAAGCUUUUAGCCUGGAAACGGACAGUACGGACGUAGAGGUAAAUAAACAGGAUCGUCUGGUGAAUAAUUUGCAAAUCCUGUCAGUCAGCGACAGAGUCAGCAUGCUGCGAGCGAUGCCUCUCAGUGUGUCAGAAAAGAGUGAACUCCGGAUGUUAGCUCUGCAAAAAGGACGACGCACAUUCUCGGGAAAUCAGAUCCCCUGCUGCAGUCGAUUCAAAUAUUUCCUUAUCAUAGCCUGCAGACAGUGUUGGUACAGCUGGCUCUCCUUCAUGCACUCCCUCCAGCUGUGGCAAGUGGCACUCAAGCGAGUCAGCGGCCGUUUCGGCAGUGGAGUCCUCUCGUACUUCCUGUUCCUCAAGACUCUGCUCUUCUUCAACCUCUUCCUCUUUAUGCUGACCGGCGCGUUCAUAGUGCUUCCCCAGGCAGUGCACCCUCCACCCGUGUCUGACGACAGAGCCACCUUCACUGGCCUGGAGGUCCUCACAGGAGCAGGCUAUUUCUCAGACACGGUGAUGUACUAUGGAUACUACUGUAACUACACGCUGCAAAAGAGCUGCAGGAACCAAAGUGAGAACGGACAGCAGUACAUCUCUCCAGCCAAUGGAAGCAGCCUAGACUGCACGUCGAAGCAUCCGCCUUACAAGAUGCCCCUUGCCUAUUUCUUCACUAUAGGCAUGGCUUUCUUUAUCACCUGCAUCAUCCUUGUGUACAGUAUGUCAAAGUCAUUUGGUCGAAGCUUUCGAGUUGACAAGUCUCACAGCAUCCUUGCUGUGAAAGUCUUCUGCUGCUGGGACUUCAAGGUUAUCAAAAAGACUUCAGUCAAACUCAUGUCUGAGAAUAUCUGCACCCAGCUGAAGGAGUUGCUAGCAGAAGUCAAUCACAAGCGUUCCAAAAACACUUCGUGCCAGAAGCUGUGGAGGCUGGCGGUCCACAGUCUGGCAUGGACUAUCUGUAUGGCAAGCACUAUUGCCUGUGUGCUGAGCAUCUACUACUUCUCCGACUACAUGCACCAGAACCUCCAGCAAACCUCUCGCAGCGUGACCAAGAAGCCUUUGUUGAACGAGGCAAGCCUGCUAGCUCUUCCUGUGAUGGUGUCGCUUAUUAACCAACUGCUGCCUGGUAUGUUCAAUCUCGCCGCCUGGAUGGAAGACUACGAGUCACCUUCAGUGCGCACAUAUGUUGCCAUUGGCAGAAACUUGAUGUUGAAAGUCAGCGUGCUCGGAGUACUCUGCUACCACUGGCUGGGUCGGGUGUCUGCUGACCCAAACAGCAUUGGCCUCAAGUGCUGGGAGAGUUUUGUUGGCCAGGAACUGUAUCGCUUCCUUUUGAUGGAUUUCAUCUUUACUCUCCUGGACACCUUGUUUGGAGAGCUUCUUUGGAGGUUGUUUUCUGAGAAGGUGCUGAAGAGGAGAAGGAAACCAGUUUUUGAUAUUGCCAGAAAUGUCCUUGAUCUUAUCUACGGGCAAACCUUAGCCUGGCUGGGCGUUCUCUUUACUCCUCUGCUGCCUGCAGUGCAAAUCCUAAAGCUUCUGCUGCUCUUUUACGUCAAGAAGAACAGCGUCAUGAUGAACUGUCAGGCCCCUAGGAGGCCAUACAGAGUCAGCCAGAUGACCACCAUCUUCAUCACUCUUCUCUGCUUCCCCUCCUUCCUCGGUGCCUCGGUGUGUGUCACUUACACCAUGUGGAGUAUCACACCAUCCUCAUCAUGUGGACCCUUUCGUGAGCUCAAAACCAUGUUUCAGGCCGGGAAACAUUGGGUGAAGGACCUAGAAAAGGACAACCCCAAUCUCUCCCUGCUGGCUAAGGCUCACUCCUACCUGGUGGAGAACCCUGUCUUCCUGUUUUUGGGAGCAGGCAUCUUCCUGAUCGUCAUCUAUUUCCACAGUCAGGUGGUGGAUGGUCAGAGGAAGAUCAUCAGUUUACUGCAGGAACAAAUAGAAAAUGAGGGAGAAGACAAGAAGUUUAUCAUCACUCGUCUGCAGUCUAUCCACGAGCAGAGACGAACCCCUAGAAAGCUCACAAGCCAGGGGUCGAGCGAAGGAGCCUUCAAAGUGGAAAACAUCUAACUGGAAAAAUGACUUAAAAAGAGUGAAAUAUUUCAUAGAAUGUUUCAUAAUGUUUUUGUCGUUGGAGGAAAGGCAGGUGAGUCCAUCUUACAGGUUGGAUUAAAAACAACUGAACUUAGAUCUUUUGGACUAUAAAUUAUAUAUUAUUAUAUAAUAUAUAUUUCAAUUGUUUGAGUCAGUUAGAAAAACGUGUUUCAACUAACUGUGAACUUUUUUUUAACACUAGCUCAGGUUUUUAAAAGUUUUUUAUUUGGUGGGUUUUUUAUCUUUAGGAAUACCGGUAGUUUUAUGUCUGUAUUUGUGUCCUGGAAAUUGUCUUUGUAUGUUUUUGGGGUUAUAACUGUUUAUUCAUACUAAUUCUAUUAAAUUAUAUUUUAGUCA